Prunus mume (Japanese apricot) is the source of this 1067-nucleotide messenger RNA. The record is from RefSeq and is a predicted model, not a curated record. Lineage: Eukaryota; Viridiplantae; Streptophyta; Magnoliopsida; Rosales; Rosaceae.
CUGUAUUGUUGUGUGAGUUUUGGAUUUGAGUUUUCUGCUUUUUAAGAGAUUGAUAGAUAGAAAACAGAGAGAGUAGCGGCCAUGGCGACGACGUCGGUGGAUUCUCCAAAGCCUGACACAGACACUGACACUGAGCUGGAUACCAAUCCCAACCUCAACCCUAACCCUAAUUCUUCGAACUCGUUAGUCCCCGCCUCCUCCAAUGGCCCUGCUGUCUGCCUUCUCAGGUUCGCCGGAGACUCCGCUGGCGGCCUCUUCUUCUCUCUGUAUGAGCAAACCCUGCUUAAGCAAUCUACUACUCAACUCAACCUAAUUUAUCUUCUUUUUUAUUUUAUUUUAUUUAUGUUUAUGUCUUAUAUGAAUCAAACUGAAAUUUUUUAUUUUACCUUGUGUGAAUGUGUUUCAGGUGCGGGGUUGGUUAAGAAAAAAGGCUUUAAAGGAUCCUUUGCAGAGGCAGGAUCUUAUGCUAAGACAUUUGCAGUUUUGUCUGGAGUGCACAGCUUGGUUGUCUGCAUUUUGAAGAGGCUGCGAGGAAAGGAUGAUGUUAUCAACGCUGGAGUAGCUGGAUGUUGUACUGGUCUUGCUCUUAGUUUUCCAGGUGCACCCCAGGCUCUUCUACAAAGCUGCCUCACUUUUGGAGCAUUCUCAUUUAUUAUUGAAGGCCUAAAUAAGCAGCAGCCAGCUUUGGCACAUCCACUUUCUGUGAGGAAGAAAAGUGAGCAACUUCCUCCCUUGGUGCUCCCUCUUCAACUUUCACUUCCAGGUGAACUAAAAGCGGGUUUCACCUCAUUUUGCAAUUCCUUGAAGAAUCACAAGAGGGGCACUUCUCACACAGCCUAAGAAAUUUUGUCUCAUCAUGCUUUUAUGCCGUUUGGUCUUGAAUUCAAAGUGUUCCUCUUGCUGUUAUUUUUUCUUCUAUUGCCGGGUAAGACAUGAUUGUAUGUGGUAUGUAAAUUUUUAGUUGAAAUUCUAGUUGCAAGUUAUGAAUUCACUUCUUGAUUGUGAAAUCUGGUAGAUUGAUGGUACACAUUGCUGGUUUUGCCGGAUUGAGGAGCCAUGAAUUUGAU